Sardina pilchardus (European sardine) is the source of this 3384-nucleotide messenger RNA. It is a transcript of the gene galnt11, whose product is annotated as UDP-N-acetyl-alpha-D-galactosamine:polypeptide N-acetylgalactosaminyltransferase 11 (GalNAc-T11). Bases 218 to 2002 code for a protein of 594 amino acids. The transcript has 12 exons. NCBI's taxonomy places the organism in Eukaryota, Metazoa, Chordata, Actinopteri, Clupeiformes, Clupeidae. Gene Ontology annotation, molecular function: polypeptide N-acetylgalactosaminyltransferase activity; Notch binding. Gene Ontology annotation, biological process: regulation of Notch signaling pathway; protein O-linked glycosylation. Gene Ontology annotation, cellular component: Golgi apparatus. The record is from RefSeq and is a predicted model, not a curated record.
CUAAACACUGCUGAAGGAUUUGGAUUUGCUAUUGCACUCAAGUCACGGGGCGGCGAUGCAUGCUGAGGUUUUCCCGAAACCUAUCCAGACCAGCAACACGAAGACUUCAGAGGGGUAGUAGAGCAGCGGGGCUUGCCGUAAUAAUCACACGAUGCUGGGAGGUUUAUUGUCAAGGUUGUUCUAGAGAUGGGCCGCCGACCAUGUUGCUAGGGCGACCAUGGGCAGCGUCACACUGCGUUACUUCUGCUAUGGCUGCUUCUUCACCUCGGUGACGUGGUCCAUCCUCCUCUUCCUCUACUUCAGCCUGGGCCAGGACAGCCAGCUGGCACUGCACCAUGUGCCCGUCCAGGGGCCGCAGUCGCACCACCGCCUCCAGCCGCGCUACACCCGCGGCCCCGGGCCACAGCCGCGCCGGGACCGGGACAAGGGUGGGAAGGGCGGCGCCAAUGCCUGGAAGGCGGCCGAUCUCUCGCCAGAGAUGGGUAUGAUCUUCAACGAGCAGGAUCAAGAGGUGCGGGACAUGGGCUACCACAAGCACGCCUUCAACGUGCUCAUCAGCAAUCGCCUGGGUUACCACAGGGACCUGCCCGACACCAGGAAUGACAAAUGUAAAGAGCGGUCGUACCCUGUGGCCCUGCCGGCCGCUAGCGUGGUCAUCUGCUUCUUCAACGAGGCGCUCUCGGCCCUCCUGCGCACCGUGCACAGCGUGCUGGACCGUACGCCCGCAUACCUCCUGCACGAGAUCGUCCUGGUGGACGACAACAGCGAGCUCGCUGACCUGAAGGAGGAUCUGGACACGUACCUGCAGCAGCACCUGAAGGGCAAGGUGAAGCUGGUGAGGAAUGAGAAGAGAGAGGGCCUCAUCAGGGGGAGAAUGAUCGGAGCCUCCCAUGCUACAGGCGAGGUGCUGGUGUUCCUGGACAGCCACUGUGAGGUGAACGAGGCCUGGCUGCAGCCGCUGCUGGCCCCCAUCAAGGAGAACCGGCGCGCCGUGGUGUGCCCCGUCAUCGACAUCGUCAGCGCCGACACGCUCGUCUACAGCCCCUCGCCCAUCGUGCGCGGCGGCUUCAACUGGGGGCUGCACUUCAAGUGGGACCCCGUGCCCGCCGCCGAGCUCAGCGGACCCGACGCCCCCUUCAGGUCUCCUACCAUGGCAGGGGGGCUGUUUGCGAUGGACCGGCGCUACUUCAACGAGCUGGGCCAGUACGACAGCGGCAUGGACAUCUGGGGAGGGGAGAACUUGGAGAUCUCCUUCAGGAUCUGGAUGUGCGGGGGUCAGCUGUUGAUUAUCCCCUGCUCCCGCGUGGGCCACAUCUUCCGCAAGAGACGUCCGUACGGCUCCCCUGGAGGCCAGGACACCAUGGCACACAACUCCCUCAGGCUGGCCCACGUCUGGAUGGACGACUACAAGGAGCAGUACUUCGCCCUGCGGCCCGAGCUGCGUAACCGUGACUACGGGGACAUCGGCGAGCGGGUGUCGCUGCGUAAGCGUCUGCAGUGCCACAGCUUCAAGUGGUACCUGGACAACAUCUACCCCGAGAUGCAGCUCAGCGCACACAACAAGCCCCAGCAGCCCGUCUUCGUCAACAAGGGCAUGAGGAGGCCCAAGGUCCUGCAGAAGGGACGGCUGCGGAGUCUUCUGGCCGACAAGUGUCUGGUGGCGCAGGGCAGACCCACCCAGAAGGGAGGAGCCGUGGUGGUCCGAGAGUGUGACCCGCUGGACAGAGAACAGGAGUGGUCGUAUGACGAGGAGCACGAGCUGAUCCUGGCGGGGCUGCUGUGUCUGGACAUGUCGGAGAUCCGCUCCUCAGACCCCCCUCGUCUCAUGAAGUGCCACGGCUCAGGAGGAUCACAGCAGUGGACUCUGGGGAAGAGUAACCGUCUGUACCAGGUGUCGGUGGGCCAGUGCCUGGCCGUGCUGGACCCGCUCAGCCCCAAGGGCUACGUGGGCAUGGCCAUCUGUGACGGCUCCCGGGCGCAGCAGUGGCAGCUGGAGGGGUGAGGCGGGCAUGCAUGCAACACUGGCGCGCACGCGAGCGCCACAUGGCCAGAGGUACGAGCAGACGCAUAGCGCCCCCCGGCUGUCUGGAGGGGGAGGAGGCGCCACGCUGGCCAAGAGAAGAGAAGAGAAGAGAGGGAGGGAGAGAGAGAGAGGUGCAGGGGACACUGGAACACACACACACACACACACACACACACACACACACACACACACACACACACACACACACACACAGCGCAUCCUCGUGGAUGGAUAUGGAACACACUGCUCUGGGUAAGCUUCAGUGUUUUUGGAGGACAUGGAUGUACACUUACUCAAGAGUGUGCUGCAAGCAACCCAACCACCCUUUCACACCCUCCCCCUCUACCAACACACACACACACACGCACACACACACACACUCACUCACUCCCUUUUCUCUGGAUCUGUGCCUCUGGUGGUGGAAGACACUCAUGUGUUUCUUUUUAAUGUUUUAUUUGUUUAUGUAAACAAAUCUGGAGAGUGUAGGAAGUAUUUUUUAAAUGGUCUAUAUUUCAUAUAUAUUUUUAAUUUAUAAUCAUGUUGAAUUUCCCCAUCUGAAUUUUUACACCAAUUUGCACAGCAGAAGACAAUUAAGACACUUUUCUGCUUUUGAAAUCAAGAAGGAAAUGUAACAAGACAGUUCUGAAUGCCAGUAUUAGAUUUCCUAUUGUCUGUUGAAAUUGCAUCACUAAGCUACAUUAAUUAUGUUUAUCUGUGAUGUUUUACGCUUUUAUCGUCAUGUUUGGCCUUAAGUUGAAGCGUGUGUAUGUGUGCGAGUGUGUGUGCGCAUUUUGUAGAAAUACAUGUUUUACAUCUUUUCAAAAUCAUGUUGAUCACUGGAGUGCUCCCAUAUUUGCUACCUGUUCAAGACAGGAAGCUCAGCUACAGGAAAUGACUCGUGAUGUCCAGAUAACAAGUCAACAAGGACACUAAAACCUUCUCGUGUGUUUGUAUGUGUGUACAUUGCGUGUGUGUGUGUGUGUGUUUGGAUGCCUCAGCUGACAGCUGUAGUGCACUUCAUGCCCCCUUUUAAAGAGAUGAAGAUCAUUCAGACUUGGCUCACAGACUCCAUACUGACACACCCAAACACACACACACAGGUUUACACAGAAUACCGUGCCCAUGGAACUAGCAAAGAAAGACUGUAUGAAUGACCUGCAAGUGCAGAGCUCUGUUAUGGACCUGAUUCAGCUACCAGAGCGUAACUGACGGCUGACAGGACAACAGGCGGUCUGCGUAGGAUUGUGCUGAGGCCGAACGUGUUUGUACUGUACAGUUCAGUCUCAUGUUGUAUGCAUCUCGUUUUUGUAAAUGAUACCAAAUAAACAUGGUUCAUGCUGAUAAACAACCUCUUUGACCUA